Messenger RNA from Amoebophrya sp. A25, 1002 nucleotides. NCBI's taxonomy places the organism in Eukaryota, Dinophyceae, Syndiniales, Amoebophryaceae. The record is from the annotation of a GenBank genome assembly.
UGAGACAAGGUGUUCCUCUGUAGUCUCUGGAUAAAAGAGUCCGCCUACAGCUUUAUUGAUGACAAUCGCGCAAUAGCUGCAGUACUAAUGCAGGAAUUGAACUUCAUUUUCCUAUGGCAUAUCUGUAAGUUGAUAUUCUUACUCCUUUUUCGAUCUCCUCCUUCACACCUAGAAAUACCGAAUAACUACAAAUUCAAAAAUAAUGAUGACGACGUCCUGGGAGGCUCUGACUUCAAGCCCCAAACGAGAUCGGGGACGCGAACUACCCUGGCCGAAGCAACGGCAGACACUGCAACGGAAUUGGUAGCGUCAAUGUUAUGAACGUACUUAGUACUUUUAUACGUCUUUUAUAAUAAAGAGUUUACACGGAUUGGACUUGCAAGGGAUACAACAUUUGCACCUCAGUUGCUAUCAUGUUUAGACAGUGCCUGUAUGUUGGACUACUGCUCAUCGUUGCUCAUAUUUCUCGAUGUCGAUGACCUAUCUUCUUCUACUAAAUAGACACAACUCGCCGCGACAUCGAAGGAGCAUCGCGUGUGCAUUGUUUUCGUGUCGUCUCACGACAAAGAAUCGCAGUUUGAGGACUAGUAUUUAUUUAGCAAGGACAACAUGGGUGGCGACCUUUUAGCUGUACCCUAGUACACUGAAGUUAAGGCUCUCCCUAAUCCAUCUCUUCCAUAGGGAAGAUGGUCCCUCAAGCAUUGGUGCAAAUCCUUGAGGAGUUUCCACAGGGAUGGACUUGGGGAUCGGUCUAAUGAAGCUGUCGACACGCGACUGCGUCUAAAGCGCGGCACUUUGGGUUCUUUGGCCGCAAAGAGCAAGGCGUAAGAAAACGCGGGAUUCCGACACUGUGGUGUGCGAGAACUAGUGAUCCAUUUUUCUUAGAAAGUCUAAUACAGAGAUGGAUUGGAGCGGACCGGAAUCUCCUGAACAGAAAAAAAUAUCAACAACUGAAGCUGCGAAGGCAAUUGUUCAAGUCUAGUUGCAAAGGCAGUUGUUUUG